This is a messenger RNA of Candoia aspera, 2608 nucleotides long. It is a transcript of the gene DUSP28, whose product is annotated as dual specificity phosphatase 28. The record is from RefSeq and is a predicted model, not a curated record. Gene Ontology annotation, molecular function: MAP kinase tyrosine/serine/threonine phosphatase activity. Gene Ontology annotation, cellular component: cytoplasm. Lineage: Eukaryota; Metazoa; Chordata; Lepidosauria; Squamata; Candoiidae. Gene Ontology annotation, biological process: protein dephosphorylation.
CUGAAUAUAUUUGCUGUAUGAUCACUGAACUUAUACAAGCCAACUGCUAAAACCGCAUGUACUCUGGAUGGAAUUCCAGGGAAGACGGAAAAAAGAUACUUUCAUUUUAUCUUGGACAUUGGAGAAGCAAAAUAUAUGGAGUUCUGAAUAAUUUAUGGUUUAAAAGAGCGCACUGUAUGCCUUGAAGGCUUUUCAAUAAGAUGAACUGCUGAAAUGGUAGGCCACAUUUUAUAAUAUGUCACUGACCAAAGAAAGACAGUACUGUAUUCAAGCCCUUACUAAAAGGGAACCCACUUCAUGCUUCUUUAGAGCAGCCUUUCCCAAGAGAUUAGCAUUUCUGUGAUGAGUCUGUUAUAACAGAUCUUACUGCCUCAACUGUUCCUGUGAUUGUCCAUGAUAUGCAUGCCCAAAUACCCACAAAUGCCCAUUGGAUCUGAGGGCUCUGUGAAUAUUUGGUAGCAACUUGGGAAUUCAGCAACACAAACAUACGAACCUCUAUAUAUAAAGAUUAUUUUUCACCCCACUAGCUAUGUGUUGUACUGUGCCAGUUUUUGCGAAUCUUUUCUCCUGCCCUCCCACAUACUGUAAUUCCAAUGUUGUUGAUGUGUUCUUUUUGAUUCUUCUAAAUAUUAUCUUCUGAAGUUUAAUUCAAACAUUCUGUGUCUGUUUCCACUGCUUAUUUGGAAAUCAUGCUUGUUCGUUCUAGAGAGGGAAACACAUAGAAUAAUACAAUAGUUGAGGGUACAUCUCUGAAUGGCUUUUGCUGUGAACAGGUGUUAACAGAAGCACUGUGACCACCCAAUCAUUCCCAAGGGAGUUCAAAAAUAAAUACAGAAAUUAAAAACAAACAAACAUGGGUUUCUAACUUUGCCACAGAACAAAAAUCCUCAACCUGCUUCGGUCCUCCUGUUAACUCUAGACUCCUGUAAGAGUGCUAUUUCCUGAUUCUGGCAAAGCCCAAUUUCUUCUGCUCUCCAGAUGGUACAUAUUUAUUCUAGUUUAUUUCCUGCUCUGUUUGUUCACUCAUCAAUCUAGUGAAUGACUUGUUUCCAGGUUAAUAAUGCUAAUUUUUUGUUAUUCUAAGGUUAUGUUCAGGCUCAAAUGAAUCUGCUGCAAUUUUUAGAGAAGGUUGGAACAGUCUGUAAUAUAAUCCUUGAGGCUGCCAGCAGAAUAAAUAUAGCACAGCACACAGAUGGCUACAGAACAAGGGAUCCAGGCAAUCUACCAUCACGCUCCUUUGGGUAUCCCUGUUUCCUGUCCUUCUCAGCUUGUCCCCAAUAAUUCUUCAACCUUCUCUUGCUGUGAUACCACCAUUCACCGCCAAAUGUUGUCCCUCUGCAAGGUCACUGAUUCUUUGUUCAUUAGCAAUUCUAGGUCAGCCUGCUGUGAGAGUCUCCUCACUCAAGAGAGAGUCACGUUCUGUAUCAAUGUCUCCAGACAACAGCCCUUCCCAAGCUUUCAGCAAGGCCAAUUGCUGAGAAUCCCCGUCUUUGAUGAUCCUUCAGAGGACUUGUAUAAAUACUUGGAGCAUUGCAGUGAUAUCAUAGAAGACAUCAUCCAAAGAGGUGGGAAGUGCUUAGUGUACUGUAAAAAUGGUCGCAGCAGAUCUGCAACUAUCUGCACUGCUUACUUGAUGAAGCAUCAAAAGCUCAGGCUGAAGGAUGCCUUUGAGAUUGUGAAGAAUGCCAGGCCAACGGCAGAGCCCAAUGCAGGAUUUUGGUCUCAGCUACAGAAAUAUGAAGACUAUUUGCAAGCACAGCAGCAAGGAACUCUUUCUCCAAAAACAAUUUCACAUAAUAAAUAUAUUGAUUCAGAUUAUAAUUUUGGGAAAUUUCCUUAAAGAGGAAGAUUUAAGAUGCUUCUGAAUAAAGCUGAAUUUAAUAUAUUAAAAAAAAACUGGAAUCAGCUACUGUAUUAUUAUAGUCUCAAGAACCUUUAGCUGAAAACUUCUGUAAAAGCCUUUCAACAUGUCACAAGGCAUAAUUCACAUCUCUGCAAUCUGUUCCAUUUUAAGACUAUAAUUAAAUGCAGCUAUGAUGGGUUGGCCAAAACUUUUUGUGGGAGAAGUGAUGCUUCUGACAGCAUUGCUGAAUGUCAGCAGCAUGGCUUCUCACCAUUCUGAGGUGGAAAAAUGCCAGCGUUGUAGUAGAAGCCCUAGGUUAGUUUGAUGUUUGCAUAAACAGAAUCAUACUCCCUCAAAAUGUGGUGGUGGGGAAUUCCUGUCAGCAUCUCCCAUUUCAUGACAUUCUUGGCCUAUGCUUGCUUUAGCCUCCAUCUACCCAAGAUUACCCAGCCCUGCUCUGUGGUUUGAAAUCAGUGACUUUUGUCUCUCAUGGUUUUGCCCAGUUUUCAGUUGUUGUUGUUUUGAAUAAUGAAGAGUUAUGGAGAACUUAUUGCUGGCAUGCUAUUUUAUGACUGACCUAUACUGCCUUAUAAUUUUCCCAAAUUCUUCAGGUUAAGGACUUGGAAAAACCUACAGCAGGUUGUGGUCUAGUCUGGUCACAAGAUUCCUGAAAUCUUUCAUGUGCAAAUUGAGUUUGCAAAGAUGUUUCAAGUAGAAAAUGAGAAGCAAAUACUGUUAAACUGCUUUUCUUAAACAAGCUGAAUA